AUGUUCAAAGAAUUCGUGAUUCUAUUUUCCCUUUUCGUGCUCACUGAUGCGUUGGGCGGCGUCGUCGGAAGUAAACAGACGGUGACUGUCGUGGGAAAAUUGGUGUGUAACGGACAACCGUCGAAAGAUGUCAGAAUCAAGCUUUUCGAGGAUGGAACUAUCUACGACACCAAAAUGGACUCGGUGAAGACCACCGCUGACGGCACCUUCAAGGUCAUGGGAUCGCAGAGAAAAAUCAGAAAGAUCGAUCCGAAAAUCAACAUCUAUCACAGAUGCAAUCAUUCUGGACUUUGCCCAAAGAAAGUGACCAUUCAUGUGCCAAAGAAUGCCGUUGGAAAGGGACCAAAAGACGCACAAGUGUUCGAUAUUGGAGUUUUGAAUUUGGCAAACAGAUAUCCAGGAGAGGGAACUGAUUGCAUUCAUUAA
This is a messenger RNA of Caenorhabditis briggsae, 426 nucleotides long. RefSeq names its product Protein CBR-TTR-24 (gene Cbr-ttr-24). The record is from RefSeq and is a predicted model, not a curated record. The coding region runs from base 1 to 426 and encodes 141 amino acids. The transcript is spliced from 3 exons. Gene Ontology annotation, cellular component: cell surface. NCBI's taxonomy places the organism in Eukaryota, Metazoa, Nematoda, Chromadorea, Rhabditida, Rhabditidae.